CUUUCUGAUGGCGUUUGUUUGGCUGCUUUUGCUGCCGUCUGCAGGACCCGAGGCUCUAGGUCACUCGGUGGAGCGGAGCUUAGAGAAACUGGAAGGAGCCCGAGGGGGCGCCGUCCACACUGCCCAGGAGUGAGUGGGUUGCGGAACCCGCUUCCGGGAUUUUCGGCCUAGGUCUCCGCCAUUAUCCCGCGCGUCUCCUGGCACCACCGCGCCCACAGGGUCCUAUGUCAACCAACGCAGUGCAGGACCCGGCCCAGGUUCCCAUGGUAGCAGCAUUUAUGGUCCCUGGACAGGGCCAUGUGAUCUUUGAGGAUGUGGCUGUGUCCUUCUCCCAGGAGGAGUGGGGUCUCCUUAACGAUGCUCAGAGACUCCUGUACUGUGAUGUGAUGCUGGAGAACCUGUCACUUAUAGCCUCCCUGGGGUGUUGGCGUGCAGUAGGUACUGAGGAGGCCACUUCUGAACAAUGUGUUUCUGUAGAACAAGUGACACAAGACAGGAAUCCAAAUCCAGACCUAUCUAUCCUGAAGACUCUUACUUCAGAUACGGGUACCCUGGUAGAGAAAGACGUUUUGUACCUGGCUGAGCACCAAGGAGUGCAUCCUGGGCUGAAACCAUCCUCUUCUGGGGCUUGUGGGAAAAUGUUCACUUCUCACCUACAACAGCACCAGAAGCAGCCCAGUGGAGAGAAACACCUCAGCAGGGAAGAGAAUGGGGCCUUGCUUGUGACAAGCUGCAAAGUCUUUUUACCCGACAAUAUGUUCACAUGCGGAGAGGCUGAGAAGGCUUUCCUAGGCAGCUUGGGCUUUCCCCAGCACCAGCCCUCCCACGAUGGACAGCAUCCACGUAGAAGCAGGCAGAGCAGGGAGGUCUCUCACCCUGGGCAAGGGCAUUACGAGUGCAGCGAAUGUGGCAAAGCCUUCAGUAAGAAGUAUAAAUUCAUGGAGCACCUGAGAGUUCACACAGGAGAAAAACCUUAUGGGUGCACCGACUGCGGGAAGUUCUUCAGACUCAGGGGGGGUCUUUCUCAUCAUCGGAGAGUUCACACAGGAGAAAAGCCUUUUGAUUGCAGUAAAUGUGGGAAAGUCUUCAUCUACAAAUGUAAACUUGUUCAGCACCAAAGAGUCCACACUGGAGAAAGACCCUAUGAGUGUAAUGAAUGUGGGAAAGCCUACGCCCGCAAGGAUUCACUUGUCCAGCACCAAAAGGUCCACACUGGAGAGAAACCUCAUAAAUGCAGUGAAUGUGGGAAGCUCUUCCUUUACAGAAAUAAACUUCUUGUGCACCAGAGGAUCCAUACUGGAGAAAAGCCUUUUAAGUGCACCGAAUGUGGGAAGUCCUUCAGUUAUAAAACCAGUCUUAUUAUCCACCAGAGAACCCACACUGGAGAAAGACCUCAUAUGUGCAGUGAGUGUGGGAAAGCCUAUGUCAACAAAAAAAGUCUUAUUGUACACCAGAGAAUUCACAAUGGAGAAAAAGUUUAUGGGUGUAAGAAAUGUGGGAACUUCUUUAUAAGCAGCUUUGCCCUCAAUAAACACCAGAAUGUUCACACUGCACAAAGGCGUUAUGAGUGCAGCGAAUGUGGGAAAGCUUUCAAGAGGAAAAUCAGACUUGCUGAGCACCAGAGAAUCCACACUGGAGAAAGACCCUAUGAGUGUAAUGAAUGUGGGAAAGCCUUCAAGCUAAAGAAUACACUUGUUAGCCACCGAAAUGUCCACACUAGAACAAAGCCUUUUCAGUGCAGUGAAUGUGGGAAGCCCUACAGUAACAAAACAAGUCUUGCUGUCCAUCAGAGAAUCCACACUGGAGUAAAGCCUUUUCAGUGCAAUGAAUGUGGGAAGCCUUACAGUUACAGAACAAGUCUUAUUGUCCACCAGAGAAUCCACACUGGAGAAAGGCCUUAUGAGUGUAGUUCUUUGUAUGUAGCUCCAAGCUCAUAAAAAAGAGGAAAGUUCACACUGGAGAAAUGCCUUCUGGACUUAUGUGUUCCUUCACUUGAGUUAAUAUCUAGCACCACAACUCCUGUGUUGUAGAGUAGGUGAAUGUUUAACUUAUGUGGGGUCAGUCAGACUUUUUAAAGUGGUAGUAUCCUUUUACAGUCUCGCCAGAAACACCAGAACCCAAGUUCCCAUUCUUUCCAUUCUUACCAACACUUGGUAUGUGCAGGCUUUCUGACCUUUGUGACACCAUAGGUGUAUAGUGGUAUCGAGUGAUUUUAAUUUGCAUUUCCCUAAUGACAUGAUGCUGAGUGGUCUUCCAUGUGUUAAUUUCCAGCCAUAUAUUGUUUUUGAAAUUUCUGUUCAUUUGAUUUGUUGUUUUAAUUACUGAGUUUUGACAUUUCUUCAUGAAUUAUUAAGGUCCUGUAAUGGAAACACUUAGCCAUACAUUCUUCCAGAAUUGGUCUUUUCAAUCACUUUUCCAGAGAAAAAGUUCUUAAUUUUAGUGUAGUCUAAUUUGUCCAUUCUUAUACUUUUUCCCUUGUUUCUUCCUGUAACUUUUAUGGUUUAAGGUUUUUAUUGAUGUAAAUGAAUCAUUUUCAAUUAAUUGUGGGAGUUAUUUUUUAAAAUAUAGAUACCCAAUUGCUGCAGUGAUACUGAUUUAAAAGAUUAUACCUUUUCCCCUGAAUUGCUUUUGUAUCUUCAUCGAAGGUCAAUCAUUUAUGUAUAUGUUUAUUUCUGGAAUUUCUAUUCUGUUGCAUUUAUCUACUUUACUUAUGCCAGUAUUUUCAUCUAUUAACUAAUUUGUUUUUAUAGUAUGUCUUGAAAUCAAGGUUGUAUACUCCUUUGACUUUCUUUUUUUUUCAGUCAUUAUAACCUUUCUUGGUUCUUUGCCUUUCCAUAUGAAGUUUAGAAUCCACUUUUCAGUUUAUACAGCACAAAAAUCCUACUAGGAAUUUCACUGGGAUUGCAUUUAGUCUUCAAUUUAUUCUUAUUUUUUGGCUGUUCCGCACAGCUUAUGGGAUCUUAGUUCCCUGAUCAGCAAUUGAACCUGGGCCAGGGCAGUGAAAGCGCUGAGUCCUAACCACUGGACCUCCAGAGAAUUCUCCUAAUCUUCAAUUUAGAAAGAAAUACUGAGUGUCCCAAUCCAUAAACAUGAUACAUCUCCUUUUAUGUAGAUCUUAUUUAAUUUUGAUGGAAAUGUUUUUAGAUUUCUUUUUAUAGGUCUUGCAUAUGUAUUUUCUACAUUUGAUAAUAUUGUGAAUGGGAAUUAAAAAUUUUUUUUUCUUUGUGAAAUGUUCAAUGCUAGUACACUGAGAUAUCAAACUACGGAUAGAAGUGAGCCUUCUUAAUCCUACAACAUCUACAAAGAGCUAUCAGAAAUACUAUACCUUUGAACCAUUAUUAAACUAUUGCCAUUAGAAUAAAAGGAGGACAGCUGCUGAUUGUUCUCUUAUUCAGUAUCAUCCUGGAGUUCCAAUUUCAUUCAAUACAAAAAAAAAAACGGCAAAAUAAUGAAUAUGUAGCAAUUGGAAAGGAAGAAAGAAGCCACCUAAAAUAUGUCUUCAGUUUUCAUCUUUACUAUGAAUCCAAAUGUGGACACUCAUUUUAAUGCCUCAACCCAUCGUAAACUCAUAAUUUUUUCAUCACCCAUUCGCUGACCUUCUUACUUCCUUAGAACCCAUCACCUUCUAUUACACUAUGCAACUUAAUAUCAUAGAAGAACUGCUUAUUUUAUUUUUCUAUCAAAUACAGAGUAAGUUCCAGUAGGAAAAUAUGUAUUUACAUGUUGUGCACUGAUACAUUCUGUAUUCCUAGAAACAUGUCUGAAACACAUACGGUACUUUUUUAUUUUUGGCCUCACUGCACACCAUGUGGGGUCUUAGUUCCCGGACCAGGGAUCAAAUCCUUGCCCCCUGAAAUGGAAGCACAGAGUCUUAACCACUAAAACGCCAGGCAAGUCCCCCAUGUGGUACCUACUGACAUCUUAAAAUACAGAACAAAAUGAUAAUGCACAUUUAACAUUCAUUUGCACAACUGUGGGUAUACUUUAUAACUCUCCUCACCCUGCCUUUUCCUUCAGUUUUACUACCAUGAAUGCUCUGAGUUAUAGGAAGAAAUUAUGUUUUGUGAAAAGCCUUUAAAUCUACUAAAAAAUCCCCAGUAGGCAUUUUAGUGGUUUCCUUCUCUCACUUAUUAGAUGUCAGGUGUUUUUUUUUCCCCUCACAUUCCAGUGGGAUUUUGAUUAUUUCAAAAACCAGUUUUCCACCAUCAAUUUCUGCCACUCCUCAUGGAUAUCUCAUUAAGCACUUUUAUUAUUAUUAUUUUUUAGUUUAUUUAUUUCUUUUUGGCUGCGGUGGGUCUUCGUUGCUGUGCGCGGGCUUUCUCUAGUUGCAGCCAGUGGGAACUACUCUUCGUUGCAGUGUGCGGGCUUCUCUUUGGGAUGGCUUCUUUUGUUGUGUAGCAAGGGCUCUAGGUGCGUGGGCUUCAGUAGUUGUGGUGCAUGGGCUUAGUUGCUCCGUGGCAUGUGGGAACUUCCCGGACCAGGGCUCGAACCCAUGUCCCCUGCGUUGGCAGGCGGAUUCUUAAUCACUGCACCACCAGGGAAACUCUAAGUACUUUUUAAAGCUCUGGGUAGUUACACAGUCUCAAAUGUUUUUCAGAGUUUGUCUUCUCUCUCCAUAUGCAGACACUGUCAGUGCACUUACAGGUGAUGUAAUCAGUUCCAAGGAGCAGAUGACAUAGUGGGGUUCUAAACCUUUAUCUCAGGCUUACGUGUCCCCAUUGCACACUCAGAUGCUGGCAAGGCAUCCUUGUUACGGGAGCAAAUACACAUUUGGUAAGUAUCUCUUCAGGUAUCUGAUUCUUAGAAAACAUUUAUGUCAGGAAACCGGAAAUUAACUAUUCUUAAAAUAGAUUUCACUUCCUGAGGUCAGGACAAUAAAAAAGGAACCACCUUAAAUAGGUUAUAUAUAUAGAUAUAGACAGACAUAAGAACAAAGGCAUAAAAACAGUAAAGGCAUUUGCUGAGCAAACGAGAGGCAUGUUGCCCCUCAUCAACGUCCAUCAGAAGUGCCUGACACUUCCCCUCUCUCCUCAGUUGCAUUAUUUUGAAACUUGUUUCACUGGCUUCUCACUAAACACACUGAUCAUAAACAGGGUUCACUGUAGAGGCUUCAAGAUAAGGUAGGUUGUGAGUAAUAAGGUGAAGAAGAUGAGCUCCUACUCUGAGUAGAUGCCUAGUGUCUGUGGUAUCUGCUGAUGAGGGGCAUGUUGUGUCAUGGAGACUUUAAUGAUGUGUCUCUAAAUUUUUAUCCUUGGCAGAAGGCUGUUCAUUGCAUCUCAAGUACUUGGAUGUUCUCUUUAUCAUAGUAAUCAACACUCUCUACCCUCCUAGGGCCUUCGCUUCCAUUCCUCACCUAUAAAAAUGGAUCCAUUCUUCUGUCAUCUGUAUGUCUAUCAUCCACCUAUAUGUCUAUCAUCUAUAUAUCAUCUUUGCCUUAUUGUGAUUUCAUCUCAAUGACAUGUCCCAUUUGUAAGAUAAUUUUCUUAAACAGAAAAUAAAAAUUUGGACCAGACAUCCUCUUAGAAGAAUGGAGUCACCCUGCACUCAAUGAGAACAGGGCAUUUAAUUUAGACCCUUCCUGUGUCUCUGCAGGACCUCUAUGAUCAGGGGAAGUUGUCAAUCAUUACUACCUGUGACUCACUGGAGGUCUUUCUUUUUUUUUUUUUUGCGGUACACGGGCCUCUCACUGUUGCGGCCUCUCCCGUUGCGGAGCACAGGCUCCGGACGUGCAGGCUCAGCGGCCAUGGCUCACGGGCCCAGCCGCUCCGCGGCAUGUGGGAUCCUCCCGGACCGGGGCAUAAACCCGUGUCCCCUGCAUCGGCAGGCGGACUCUCAACCACUGUGCCACCAGGGAAGCCCACUGGAGGUCAUUAAGAGUGGAUUGAUCCACAACCUCAGCAAUGUCAUGGUUGUUAGACUCUCAGGUUUACCCACACUCCCAAAUUCCCAAGGGAAAUUCUACUGGCAUAUG
This is a messenger RNA of Physeter macrocephalus (sperm whale), 5971 nucleotides long. RefSeq names its product zinc finger protein OZF. Gene Ontology annotation, molecular function: DNA-binding transcription factor activity, RNA polymerase II-specific; RNA polymerase II cis-regulatory region sequence-specific DNA binding. The transcript is spliced from 4 exons. Lineage: Eukaryota; Metazoa; Chordata; Mammalia; Artiodactyla; Physeteridae. The record is from RefSeq and is a predicted model, not a curated record. The coding region runs from base 225 to 1937 and encodes 570 amino acids. Gene Ontology annotation, cellular component: nucleus. Gene Ontology annotation, biological process: regulation of transcription by RNA polymerase II.